Messenger RNA from Gossypium raimondii (Peruvian cotton), 2089 nucleotides. RefSeq names its product probable receptor-like protein kinase At1g80640. Gene Ontology annotation, molecular function: protein kinase activity; ATP binding. The coding region runs from base 459 to 1769 and encodes 436 amino acids. Gene Ontology annotation, biological process: protein phosphorylation. Lineage: Eukaryota; Viridiplantae; Streptophyta; Magnoliopsida; Malvales; Malvaceae. The record is from RefSeq and is a predicted model, not a curated record. The transcript has 10 exons.
ACAAAAAAAAAGCUGGUUACUCUUAAGCGUGAUGAUAAUGGAAGCAGAUGAGUAUUAAAUAUUGAAUUUUGUUUGGGAUUUAUAUUUUCUAAACAGCCACAUGAUUGUAUUGUGAGCUUCCCUCAUUUCCAACAUAAAAAAGCUUCCCCUCUUCUUCAUCCUUUUGUUUCCAUCAUGCUUUUUCUGCAUUUCGAUGUGAAAAAAAACAGUUAAAAGAAUAUAAAAAAAACAUUACAAAAUUCAGGCUUUUUAGAGAACCAAAAACAAGGAGAGACACCCAAAGGCAAAGCCUAGAAAGUCAAGUCUACAUUUUCUCUCUGUCCCUUUAGAAUUUAACCCACCAAUUCUAAGUCUGGGUCUGGUUCAUAUAUCUCUGAAUUCUCUAUCUUCAUGCCUACAUGAGAGUUUAUUUUUCAUAGUGAAUUGUAAAAGAAUCAUUGUUUGAAAGAAACAAAGGGAUGAAGAAGAAGCUUGUGCUGCAUCUGCUUCUUUUCCUUGUUUGUGCUCUUGAAAACAUUGUUUUGGCCGUACAAGGCCCUGCUUCAUCACCCAUUUCUACUCCCAUCUCUGCUUCAAUGGCUGCCUUCUCUCCAGCUGGGAUUCAACUUGGAGGUGAGGAGCACAAGAAAAUGGAUCCAACCAAGAAAAUGUUAUUAGCUCUCAUUCUUGCUUGCUCUUCAUUGGGUGCAAUUAUCUCUUCCUUGUUCUGUUUAUGGAUUUAUUACAGGAAGAAUUCAAGCAAAUCCUCUAAAAAUGGCGCUAAGAGCUCAGAUGGUGAAAAAGGGAAUGGUUUGGCACCAUAUUUGGGUAAAUUCAAGUCUAUGAGGACGGUUUCCAAAGAGGGUUAUGCUUCGUUUAUGGACUAUAAGAUACUUGAAAAAGCUACAAACAAGUUCCAUCAUGGUAACAUUCUGGGUGAGGGUGGAUUUGGAUGUGUUUACAAGGCUGAAUUCAAUGAUGGUUCUUAUGCUGCUGUUAAGAAGUUGGACUGUGCAAGCCAAGAUGCUGAAAAAGAAUAUGAGAAUGAGGUGGGUUUGCUAUGUAGAUUUAAGCAUUCCAAUAUAAUUUCACUGUUGGGUUAUAGCAGUGAUAACGAUACAAGGUUUAUUGUUUAUGAGUUGAUGGAAAAUGGUUCUUUGGAAACUCAAUUACAUGGACCUUCUCAUGGUUCAUCAUUAACUUGGCAUAGGAGGAUGAAAAUUGCUUUGGAUACAGCAAGAGGAUUAGAAUAUCUACAUGAGCAUUGCAAUCCACCAGUCAUCCAUAGAGAUCUGAAAUCAUCUAAUAUACUUUUGGAUUUGGACUUCAAUGCAAAGCUUUCAGAUUUUGGUCUUGCGGUAACUGAUGCGGCACCAAACAAGAAUAACUUGAAGCUUUCGGGUACUUUAGGUUAUGUAGCUCCAGAAUACCUUUUAGAUGGUAAAUUAACAGAUAAGAGUGAUGUUUAUGCAUUCGGUGUUGUGCUGCUCGAACUUCUAUUGGGAAGAAAGCCUGUAGAAAAACUAGCACCAGCUCAGUGCCAAUCUAUUGUCACAUGGGCCAUGCCUCAGCUUACUGACAGAUCUAAACUCCCAAACAUCGUGGAUCCCGUGAUAAGAAAUACCAUGGAUCUGAAGCAUUUAUAUCAGGUUGCUGCUGUAGCUGUGCUAUGUGUGCAACCGGAACCAAGCUACCGUCCAUUGAUUACGGAUGUUCUGCACUCACUUAUCCCUCUUGUUCCUAUGGAGCUUGGAGGGACUCUAAGAGUUACACAACCUACGGCCCCUUGACCCUACAAACUGACUCUGGUGUACUGACAUGACUCGAAAAUCAAGACCGUAUUUGCUACGAUGACGACUGCCAUGCAAUUUUCGGUUUUGCAUCAAUUAAUCAUACAUCCGCAUCAGUUCCACUGGCUAACCAUAUGAAAAGAUUUGGUUAUAUAGUUCAUACCUUUGGGAGGAAGGAAGAUUGGAGGAGAAGAAGGAUUCCUGAUUGUUCAUAUCUUGUGUAAAUUGCUUUGUAUCUUGAUUUGCAUAUACAAUUAUACUUUGGACAAACCUUAAAUUCUCAAGGAAAUUACUUUUCCAAUCCAUUUUCUUUGGUUUAA